UUGAGUUCCUUGAAUAUAACCAUCAAGGUUUUCCAGAAGAUUCUGUUACCGAUUAUGAAUACUCCAGUUGGAUGACUCCAUAUGCUCCCAAUGUGCUGUCUCCAGUAUGAGUAUUUCCAAAGAGUUUGAGUUAGUUGGCAGUGUUUGUAGAAGCAGAGGUUUCUCUUCAUCUUCUCUGGCAAUGCCAUCCAUAUCUGGAUGACAAAAGUUGGCUGGAGCCAGGAGUGGUUCCUGCCUACUCUAGAUUGGGCAUGAACUUCUCAAAGUGUGCAGGUCCCCUCCAAACCCAAAUCUGUCUCUAGAAUCUGCUUUCCUCACUUAUGUUAUCUGUCAGGUAGGCGUUUGUGCCGGUAAGCCCUGGACUAUACCACAUGGCCAGAAUCAUCAAGCAGUUUUGAACUUGAGCCAAGUUGAGAGUUUGGUGUGUGAUGUGAACAGCAUGGAUUUGAGUCAAAACACUGGGUUUGAAUUCCAGAGCGGUUCCUGGUGCAAAAACUUCUCUCUGUGGGAUCUUUGCAGACCAAAACCCAAUAAUCCAGAGACUGCUUGGGUGUAGAAAGCUUUAAGAUGAUGUAACUGUGCCUUAUGCUCCCACCUAUAAAAUAGCCUACUGAGUCAGAGGGCUUAUACUGAUUACACCACAAAUUACAUCAUCGGUAGCACACUGAGGGAACACAAGUGCGCUUUGUCAGGCCUCCCUUGGUGCCUGUUAACAAGUCACAGAGAUCAGCUCCUUUCGCCAUCUCUGCACUUUAGGACAGGGGUCAGCAAGCCACAGGUCUUAACUGGCAAAAACACAAAGAAGUAUUGAAGGUGGAUGUGGGAUGUGCAACCAUGUCUGCUCAGGGUCCUGUAUAAGCUUGGGAGAAGGGCUCCUAAACCAUCUGGGGAAUGUGGUAGUAGAACAGAAAUGAUUUCUUGCAAGAGAUGAUCCUUCAGCUUUUGAUUCUGAAGUGCGUUUUAAAAGAAUUAAUGGACUGUCUUUAGAAUAGUUUUAAGUUUACAGAAAAAUUGGAUGGAGAAUUCUAAUAUUGUUCGUUCCCUCACAACUUCCCCAUCCCUACACCACCGCCCGCGCAGUUUCCUUUAUCAUUGGAAUGUUGUAUUAGUAUAGUGCAUUUUUAGAAUUGAUAAGCCAGUAUUUGUAGAUUAUUAUGAGCACAGUCCACUCUUUACAUUAGAGUUCAUGCUAUAUGUUAUGCACAGUUCUAUGGGCAUCGACAAAUGCACAACAUGAUGUGUCUAUUAUUAAAGCAUAUAGUAGGGUUCACUAUCCUGAAAAUUCCCUGGGCUUCAGUUAUUCCUAGCCUAGUCCCCAAUCUUCAGUAGUCACUGACCUUUGUCCUCUUUAUAGUUUUGCCUUUUCCAGAAUAUUAUAAAUUUGUAUUGUACAGUUUAUAGCCUAUUCUAACUGAAUUCUUUCCCUAAGCUCGUAUCAUAUCGGAUGAAUACACCAGUCUAUUAACUUAUUCUUGAGAAUCAACUUGGGCCUCUCAAAAAGACCUGUUGAAAUCCUGUUCCUUCAGUGUCUGUGAACAUGACCUUCUUUUUUACAGGCCUCUGGAAGUGAGCCCUAACCCAAUGUGACAGAUAUCCUGACAGAAGAAAAUGCCAUGUGAAGAUACAUGGAGAUCAUUGGUGUCAUUGUAAAGCAGUGACCAGCAAGGCUCCACAGUCACUGCCAGCACCAGGAAGCAGCAAGCAAGGACUUGCAACAGGCUCGCAGGCUCAGUCGACCCACUGACUCCAGGCACCUACCUCGAGAAUAGUGACAGAGACUCCACAAUGGCGGAGCUGCUUUCUCCAGAGGACAGUACAGAUCAGGUAUGCACCUUCCUCUUCAGAAAGCCUGGGCAGAGAGGGGCUGCAGGCCGCCGAGGGCGCCGGGUCUGCCACCCCGAGUCCGGAGACAGUGACCAAAGUAGCAGCGAUGAAGGCAGCACAGUGGUCCGACCGCAGAAGAAGCGAGUGGUCCACAAUCCAAUGAUACAGAAGACACGCAGCAGUGCUAAGCAGAGAGCAUCCCGUGGCCACUUGAGCAGCGACGAGGAGGAGCCAGGAAAUGAGCCAGAGACUCUGGGAGUGGUCUACAAAUCCACCCGCUCGGCGAAACCCGUGGGGCCGGAGGACAUGGGGGCGACAGCCAUGUUUGAGCUUGACACAGAGAAGGAGCUCGACGCGCAAGCCAUCUUUGAGCGUAGUCAGAGGAUCCAGCAGGAGCUGAGGGGCAAGGAGGAUGACAAGAUCUACCGGGGAAUCAACAAUUAUCAGAAAUACAUGAAGCCCAAAGAUACGUCCCUGGGCAAUGCCUCUUCCGGGCUGGUGAGGAAGGGCCCCAUCCGGGCCCCCGAGCAUCUGCGGGCCACUGUGCGCUGGGAUUACCAGCCCGACAUCUGCAAGGACUACAAGGAGACUGGCUUCUGCGGCUUCGGGGACAGCUGCAAGUUCCUCCAUGACCGUUCAGAUUACAAGCACGGGUGGCAGAUCGAGCGUGAGCUCACUGAGGGUCGCUAUGGGGUCUGUGAGGACGAAGAUUAUGAAGUGGGAAGCAACGAUGAGGAAAUACCGUUCCGGUGUUUUAUCUGUCGACAGACCUUCCAGAACCCAGUUGUCACCAAAUGCAGGCAUUAUUUCUGCGAGAAGUGUGCGCUGCAGCAUUUCCGCACCACGCGGCGCUGCUACGUCUGCGACAGACAGACCAACGGCAUCUUCAAUCCAGCCAAAGGCCUGAUUGCCAGGCUGGAAAUGCAUCGAGGGUCGGCAUCCAGUGCUGCAGCCCACUUCCCAGCAGACCCCGAGGAGGCUUCGGCCCCCAUUGCUUAGGUUUCCCUAAAUCUUAAAAAUAAAUAUUUGGUUGUUCUU
Molecule: messenger RNA, 2862 nt
Organism: Ochotona curzoniae (black-lipped pika)
Lineage: Eukaryota; Metazoa; Chordata; Mammalia; Lagomorpha; Ochotonidae
Product: E3 ubiquitin-protein ligase RNF113A-like
Exons: 2
Coding region: 1786-2823 (345 amino acids)
Biological process (GO): snoRNA splicing
Cellular component (GO): U2-type spliceosomal complex
Molecular function (GO): metal ion binding
Source: RefSeq, a predicted model, not a curated record